Messenger RNA from Esox lucius (northern pike), 3805 nucleotides. Its product is annotated as cytoglobin-2-like. The transcript is spliced from 6 exons. NCBI's taxonomy places the organism in Eukaryota, Metazoa, Chordata, Actinopteri, Esociformes, Esocidae. The record is from RefSeq and is a predicted model, not a curated record. Gene Ontology annotation, biological process: oxygen transport. The coding region runs from base 251 to 784 and encodes 177 amino acids. Gene Ontology annotation, molecular function: iron ion binding; heme binding; oxygen binding.
GGGUCCUCCUCACUGUGUGUGCAUUCUCUUCCUCUGGCUCAUUAUUCUGUUCCUCACACAUUAACUCACUCAUAAAAGGAAGGGGGCCAGAAGGUCCCUCAGCAAGAGAAGAGAAAGAUAAAGAGAUCUGUUUGAACCAAAGAGACAGUGUAAUCAAAGGGAAGUUGGUCAGGGUGUUCUUGGGGUCUCAACAGUCUUCAGCACAACGGUCUUCAGCACAACGCUCAGUGCAGUACUACAGGACUUCUGAAUGGAGAUGGAGCAGCAAGACGUAAAGGCGGAUCGCCUGGAGCGCCCAGAUCCACUCUUGGACUCAGAGAGGGAGAUGAUCCAGGAUACCUGGGCCAAAGUCUACCAGAACUGCGAUGAUGCCGGUGUGGCAAUUCUGAUCAGACUCUUUGUGAACUUCCCCUCCUCUAAGCAGUACUUCAGCCAGUUCAAGCAGGUGGAGGACCCUGAGGAGCUGGAGAAAAGUGCCCAGCUCAGGAAACAUGCUCGCCGGGUAAUGAAUGCCAUCAACACUCUAGUGGAGAACCUGCAUGAUGGGGAGAAGGUCGUUUCUGUGUUGAAGCUGGUGGGCAAAGCCCAUGCACUCAGACACAAGGUGGAGCCUGUUUACUUCAAGAUCCUGAGUGGGGUGAUUUUGGAGGUGCUCGGUGAAGACUUUUCAGACCACUUUACUCCAGAGGUUGUGGGGGCGUGGACCAAGCUGCUUGAUGCCAUCUACUGGCAUGUUGUGGGCGUGUAUGAGGAGGUGGGCUGGGUCUCCAGCUCUGCUGUGUGAACCAUCAGCUAAUCUAGGUCUAAGUGAACGUCUCUUAUCAUGGACUAAACUGCUAGAUGGCCUUGGCUUACCGAUCUGUCUGACCAUUCAAGGGAAGAAAUGUAUCUUUCCAGAGCUUGUGGAAACUUCUUAUGUGUCCCCAUGGCUCCUUCCCUGUAUCUUUCCCAUGCCCCACUGUAGGGUAUGUUCUCUGAAGGAUUGUCUUGUGAAUGAUGGGGUGGUGGUUUCUGUUUUACAGCUUCGAUAGUGUGUGGAUUAUGCUGGAGAUCAGUCUGCUGCAGUUACGUUGCCAAGAGAUUGUGUUGAAGAAUGAGGACUGGCAGAAAUUACACCUGUAUAUUAUAUUAGAGCGAGUCACUUACAUUCUCCUACACAUGUGUUUAUCUUCACCAAAAACAUACAGGGGAGUGUACUGUACAUCUCCUGCUGGUUAUUCCCUUGUUUAACCUGGGUCGUGCCUUUCUAUAUCCCUGGAACUGGCAUCAAGGCCUUCAAAAAUUCUAAUGGUUUGCCAGUGUUCCCUGUACAGUAUAAUGUACAUGAGACUAAGUCACCCUUUUUAAUCAGCUCCACUUCACUUGCUCACCUCUGACUGAUAUGACAAGAGAAAAAGUCUAAUCUCUGAGGAUUCCACAUGUUAGUGUACAUCCAUUAUUUCCUGUGUCUGUAUAUUAACAUCAUUAAACCAAACUAAUAUGAUACUGAAUGUUUACAAUGGACAUUGUGAUCAUAUUCAUCAUCCUCUGACUCCCAUUAUUCAAUUGAAUGCUAAUUUCAUGUGUAUCAGAUUCCUCGUUUUGUAUUUCUCUGUGAAGUACUAUCACUGUCUCACCUUCUGCAAUGGAUUACAGCAGUAGAUGAGUCAGCAGUUCUCUAGAUAGUUAGAUUAGCAGUAGGCCUGAGAGUAUUUAUACCUUCCAUCAUGUCACAAGAACCUCAGAGAGAGUUAUGCAUAAGAAGUUGACUAGAUUCAGAACUGAACAUGACCGUUUGCUGUGGGAACACAAUUGCAAAUCCACUUAUCCAUGUUGCCUUGUAUUCCAAAAUCAACAGAAUCAUAUAAUGAACAUUGUUUUUUUUUAAAGUAGACUUCAAAAAUAAUUAGUAUGGAAAAGAAAAAGAUAUAGAAAUAACAGACAGAAACAAAUAUGAUUGGCCAAUAAAACUUGAUGUGGUACACACAAAAAAGACAAAUAUUUGUAAUAAUAUGUGAAUUUUCAUUUCUAUUGAAAUAUUAUUUACAUUAAUGCUGAAUCUGAUAUAGAACAACAUGACUUACACAUGAAAAAAAAUAUUUCUGUAACACAAAUAUGCUUUGUUCCCGAGAUUAAUGCUUUCCUUAUCUAAUAUAUUUUAUAAAUUAUCUUGCAAGUUCAAGCAGGUUCAAGAUCUGGAGUAGCAUAAUUCUUUAUUUAAUAUUGGCUAAACUCCCUGUACUAUCAAAGCAACAAACACUACAAAAAAAAAACAUGAAUUCUGACUAAGUGUGAGAGUGUGGUGAUAUUUCAAAUCGGGGUCCUUUAAUGCUAGCUUGACCCAUACCAUUCCCUUACAUGAAUUGUCACUGCGUAUGCUGCUCCUGUUAAGCCUGCUGGAGGUGGCAGAUUGAGAGGUUGAACCAAGGCCACAAACAUGACUGAAUAUUGUGUUUACCUCCUGCCCCUGCAACGGGGCAAAACCCGUCACCUGAUCUGGCCUAAUCCCACAGGCUAAUCUGGCCACUAGCAAGAAAUCCACAGGAAUAGUCUUACCGUACAUUCUACUCUCUAAGGGGUUAGAAUGGUUCCAGUGUUCUAACCCAACAGCAGUCCGAUACGUGAUUGGACCAUGUGCACCACUACUAUGGUCCUCACCACAAUUGCCGUCAUCCUGUACAGAAGGUUCUCAAACCGAGUUGAACCUCACAAUGUUGAUGAUACCACUGAGAAAGAGGUGCCCUACAAAAAGAGCAAUGGAGUGGACCCCAAGCAAUGACAGACCUCACAGCUGACACACCUUGACAAUCUACCUACAUGAACAGAAGACAGGUCGUCUCAUUGAUGACCACACAUCUGUGUAGUCAGACGAGGCGAAAUCCUUUAACCUAUACAAAUAACAGCAGCAGCUCCAACUCUGUCAUCUGGUGUUGAUGCAUCUGGCACCAUUAUCUCUCCAGUGAUCAGAGACUGAUGAAAAGCAUGAGGAGUUAAUAAGCGGUCAGACCAGGCCUGCACCGCAAGGCCAUCUUUGAUCACAUCUUCAAUCCCCCAUCUGUCCCGCAGAUCCCUCUAAUAUUAUUUCUGCGGCGGAAAGCCCCACCAGGCCUUCAUCUUUGUGAUUGGGAAUUUCCGGGAAUGAAAACUCAAUCAAACACAUUUUAGUGCAGCUGAAUCUACAACAUCUGAUUAUUGGGUGUUUAUUUUUUUGUGUGUUUAGACAUUUUAUCAAAUGCUUUGAAAAGUGUUCUGUGCCUCAACAAACAGCUACAAUUCUUUGGAAGUCGUGUUUUUUAUGUCUUUGAGAAAAGAGGUCAUCUGGUUUGUGGAGAACUUUAGUAACUUUUUAAGAUAGAUAUUUAAGGGUAGUCUAUUUUUUUGUAAACUUUCACAUUCUUAAAGUGGCCUAUAUAUUAGCGCAGCCAGUUCAGGCAGGAAACCCGAUUGGUCAUUGUUCAGCGGUGUCAGCUGAUGCCAGGGAUUGCUCCAAUCACAGCAUCACAUUUUAUACUGACUAUUUAAUCGUCAGGUUACUCAGUCUGUGUGCUGGUCUUGCUAGCAUGCGGAUGCUAACCCACCCACCACCCCAGCCUCCACCUGUUUGGUUCUGUGACCUUUUCAUGGUUAGGAUCGGUACUGCGUACCUUGCUCAUUGUUUAUGGGGAUGGCUGUUAACAAUAUUAUGGUGUUGAUAUCAUUGUUAGUGGUGCAGUGUAUGUGGUCAUGUGAUGGCAGUAAGUUACCCCAGAGGAACAGAACCUAAUGUCCAGACAUGUGAAGUAUUGUUGUACAUGUCUCCAAUAAAUUGUUAAACAAAUACAUGGUG